GAUUGCCAAAAGCAUCUCAUGUGACGAUAGUAAACAACUGCUCCAACCGAUGUUGCCUUUGCAACAUUGUCGGUGGUGGUGGCCGCGCGCCGCUCUCUUCGCCUCGGAUCCGCACCAAACCGUGCGCGGACGCAAUUCAAAUUAACUGCAUCCAAGGAUACGCCGCACAUUUGUUAAUGAUAACAAAAAAUUCGACCACAACCGUUUUGCCUUUUGUGUGGACUGACGUUUUGGUUUAGUGGUGUGUGUGUUUUUUUUGUGGUGGUUGAACAAGUGCGUUACGGAUUUCCUUGUGUUCUAAAAUAAACGAGACAAACAACGAUGAGAUUGAUCCUGCUGCUGCUCUCCAUCGCAACCCCAGCGUGGUGCUACCCUCCCCACCCAGCUGUCGUGGCAGUUCGUCACCAGGAAGAGACGCUGCCCCCCCACUUGAGAAGCCACGCGCUCCACAACCCCCACUUGCAAGAGAUCCUGCCGCUCACCAGCCUGUUACAUAAGGGGGAAAAACUGGUAUUCCAAAGAGAGGCUGACAAUGUCCCCCGCCUGGAAAUCUACAAGAUCCUGACCCACGCCGGCCUCCUCUCCAGAAAGCCAAAGUAUCACCCCAUAGCAGGGAGACUGCAGAAUCGUCCAAUCCCCUAUCAAAAUGUGGAUCAUCACUUCUUCGAACCUCCACAUUUUGCGCACCCUGAACUAUUGCAACAUUUAUAAGCAAGCGCAUAGUUAGUCAUAUUCUAGUAUUAAUUUAAGGUUUACUCGCUAUUUGAGAUUAAAACUCCGAUUAUUACUUUAGCCAGUGCCAAUUUGAGGGCUAAACUUAAUACUCUUGAAUUACCAAAAGAGUAAAAAGAUGUAAAUAUUCAAGUUUAUGUAGGUGAUAUAAUGUAUCGGCGGUUGAUAGACAUGGUUGCCUCCGGGCGUUAAGUUCGCUAGUAAGCUAAACCUGUAUUUAGUAGUGCAAUAACGAAUGUAAAAAUGUAUAUUUAGAAUUUAAAUUAUAUUAUCAAAAUGUUACGACGUUCGAGCUAUACUUUUGAUGUGCAAUAUUAAAUAAAUUUACCUACUACUUUAAUAACGCUUUAGAGACAAAAACACU
Messenger RNA from Ostrinia furnacalis (Asian corn borer), 1096 nucleotides. RefSeq lists its product as uncharacterized. The coding region runs from base 322 to 711 and encodes 129 amino acids. The transcript has 3 exons. Lineage: Eukaryota; Metazoa; Arthropoda; Insecta; Lepidoptera; Crambidae. The record is from RefSeq and is a predicted model, not a curated record.